Molecule: messenger RNA, 11609 nt
Organism: Mirounga angustirostris (Northern elephant seal)
Lineage: Eukaryota; Metazoa; Chordata; Mammalia; Carnivora; Phocidae
Gene: RAPGEF1
Product: Rap guanine nucleotide exchange factor 1
Exons: 27
Coding region: 124-3930 (1268 amino acids)
Biological process (GO): Ras protein signal transduction; positive regulation of GTPase activity
Cellular component (GO): plasma membrane
Molecular function (GO): guanyl-nucleotide exchange factor activity
Source: RefSeq, a predicted model, not a curated record
GCGCACAGGCCGCGGCGCGCGGAGCCCGCCAUGCCCGCGCGGGUCUGAGGCGCGGCGAGCCAGGGCCGAGGCGAGCGGCGGCCGCGCCGGCCUGUGGCCCCGCGGCGGCCGGGCCCGGGCCCCAUGAGCGGCGGCCUCGGCCUCCGGCGCAGCCCGGAGAUGUCCGGCAAGCUCGAGAAAGCAGACUCUCAGCGUUCUCAUCUCUCCUCCUUCACCAUGAAGCUGAUGGACAAAUUCCACUCGCCCAAAAUCAAGAGAACGCCAUCAAAGAAGGGAAAACCAGCUGAGGUGUCUGUGAAAAAUCCGGAGAAGCCUGUGAGCAAAGAGGCAACAGACAGAUUUCUACCAGAGGGCUGCCCCCUCCCCUUGGAUCUGGAGCAGCAGACAGUAGAGUUUAUGUCCACCAGUGCUGUGGCUUCCAGGUCUCAGAGGCAGAAGAACCUGAGCUGGCUGGAAGAGAAAGAAAAGGAAGUUGUUAGUGCCUUGCGCUACUUUAAGACCAUUGUGGACAAAAUGGCUAUUGAUAAGAAGGUGCUGGAGAUGCUUCCAGGGUCAGCCAGCAAGGUGCUGGAGGCCAUCUUACCCCUGGUGCAGAGCGAUCCUCGAAUUCAACACAGCUCAGCCCUCUCCUCCUGCUAUAACCGAGUGUACCAAAGUCUCGCCAACCUCAUCCGUUGGUCUGACCAAGUGAUGCUAGAAGGUGUGAACUCAGAAGAUAAAGAGACGGUGACAACAGUGAAGGGGGUCAUCAAGGCUGUGUUGGACGGAGUGAAGGAGCUGGUCAGACUAACCAUCGAGAAGCAGGGGCAUCCGUCUCCAACCAGCCCAGUGAAACCCAAUUCCCCAGCCUGCAAACCCGAUGGCCAGUCUGAGCUCCCCCUGACAGAUCGAGAGAUGGAGAUUCUAAACAAGACAACUGGCCUUUCCCAGUCAGCCGAGCUUCUCCCAGACUCUACAGAUGAGGAGGUCGCACCCCCCAAGCCCCCCUUACCUGGCAUUCGGGUGGUUGAUAACAGUCCUCCACCAGCAUUGCCACCGAAGAAAAGACAGUCAGCUCCAUCCCCGACCCGAGUGGCUGUCGUUGCCCCCAUGAGUCGAGCCACCAGUGGCUCCAGUUUGCCCGUUGGAAUUAAUAGGCAGGAUUUUGACGUGGACUGUUACACACAAAGGCGACUCUCAGGAGGCAGCCACUCGUAUGGCGGAGAGUCGCCCCGCCUGUCCCCCUGCAGCAGCAUAGGCAAGCUCAGCAAGUCAGACGAGCAGCUGUCCUCUCUGGACAGGGACAGCGGCCAGUGCUCCCGGAACACAAGCUGUGAAACACUAGAUCACUAUGAUCCUGACUAUGAAUUCCUUCAGCAAGACCUCUCUAACACAGACCAGAUACCUCAGCCAGUGGCCUGUCACCUCAGCCCGUUGCCGGAGUCCUUGGGAGAGUCUGGGUCUCCGUUUCUCGGCUGCCCUUUCCAGUUGCCUCCAGCACCCAGCAGCUGUCCCCAGCCAGAUGGGCCGUUGGCCCCAGGACAGCAGGUGGACACGCCCCCUGCUCUCCCCGAGAAGAAGCGCAGGAGCGCGGCCUCCCAGACCACGGACAGCUCGGGCUGCAGGGUGUCCUACGAGCGGCACCCCUCGCAGUAUGACAACAUCUCCGAGGAUGACCUGCAGAACCCAGCCUCGGGCCCGUCCGUCCCCUUCACGCCCUUUGCUGCUAUUCUCCCCUUUCAGCAAGGAGGGUCCUCAGCCUCUGUCGAAUUUGUGGGUGAUUUCGCUGUUCCUGAAUCAACGGGUGACCCGGAAAAACCACCUCCUCUACCAGAGAAGAAAAACAAACACAUGCUAGCCUACAUGCAGCUGCUGGAGGACUACUCAGAACCGCAGCCGUCCAUGUUCUACCAGACGCCGCAGAACGAGCACAUCUACCAGCAGAAGAACAAGAUGCUCAUGGAGGUAUACGGCUUCAAUGACUCGUUCAGCACCGAGGCCUCGCAGGAGCUGGCGCCGCCCCCCGCCCUGCCCCCCAAGCAGCGGCAGCUGGCCUCCUAUGCUGCUUCUUCCUUCUCCUCUGUCUCCUACUGUGUCCAGCAAACUAAAGUGGCCUUCACCCCCGAGGACGGCAGUGCCGCUCAGGGCAUCAGUGUGUCCGUCUCUAACUCCUUUCUCAGCCGGCACGGCAACUUGCCUGUGCCCUCGUAUAAAUCUGUGUUUAGGUCCUACUCCCAGGAUUUCGUGCCUCACAACCAAGCUUCCGUUCAACCUUUCCUUCCGCCUACCUCCUCUUCCUCUCCACAUUUCCCACCCGUCCACCAGUCUCAGAGCUCUGACUUAGCGGUGCCAGCCGUAGCCAGUCUGCCUCCCAGCACCGUGGACGGGCCUCUCUCAUCUUCUCAGGAGAGCAGCUUUCAUGGGAACACUGUCCGCCUUCCUUCCGAAAUCUCUCUCACUGACUCGCCCCAGACGCCUUCGAGUGAAAACACCAGUGAGGAGGCUGGUGAGGGUGAAUACAUCAGUUUGUAUUCCUCUGGCCAGGGCAGCGAGGAGCUGGCUCACUCUCGAGGAGAAUCACCAGCUAUGAAAGACGGACAUCCCAGAGAUCCCUCGUCGGCCAGCAGCGCAGCCGGGAAGGAGAGCAGAGACGGUGACAGGGCCUCAAGGUCACCAGAUGGUUCAGAGUUGGCUCGAUCGGAGGAGGAAGUGGAUGAGCUGUCUCUCAUCGACCACAAUGAGAUUAUGGCAAGGCUGACACUCAAGCAGGAGGGUGACGACGGGCCAGACGUCCGUGGCGGGUCUGGAGAUAUCCUACUGGUGCACGCUACUGAGACAGACAGGAAAGAUUUGGUGUUGUACUGUGAGGCCUUCUUGACCACCUACAGGACCUUCAUCACCCCGGAGGAGCUCAUCAAGAAGCUGCAGUACAGGUACGAGAAGUUUUCUCCCUUCGCCGACACAUUCAAGAAACGUGUCAGCAAGAACACGUUCUUUGUGCUGGUGCGGGUGGUGGAUGAGCUGUGCCUCGUGGAGUUGACAGAAGAGAUCUUGAAGCUGCUGAUGGAGCUGGUCUUCCGCUUGGUGUGCAACGGGGAGCUCAGCCUGGCCCGCGUGCUCCGGAAGAACAUCCUGGACAAGGUGGACCAGAAGAAGCUGCUCAGGUGUGCCAACUCCGACCAGCCCCUGGCAGCCCGGGGGGUAGCCGCCAGGCCGGGGACUUUGCAUGACUUUCACAGCCAUGAAAUAGCCGAGCAGCUGACCCUGCUGGAUGCUGAGCUCUUUUAUAAAAUAGAGAUUCCUGAGGUUUUGCUUUGGGCAAAAGAGCAGAAUGAGGAGAAAAGCCCCAACUUGACCCAGUUCACGGAGCACUUCAACAAUAUGUCCUACUGGGUCCGGUCAAUAAUCAUGUUACAAGAAAAAGCCCAGGACAGGGAGCGGCUGCUGUUGAAGUUCAUCAAGAUCAUGAAGCACUUACGGAAGCUGAACAACUUUAACUCCUACCUGGCCAUCCUCUCAGCCCUGGACUCGGCUCCCAUCCGCAGGCUGGAGUGGCAGAAGCAGACCUCGGAGGGCCUGGCCGAGUACUGUACACUGAUCGACAGCUCGUCCUCCUUCCGCGCCUACCGGGCCGCCCUCUCCGAGGUGGAGCCCCCCUGCAUCCCCUACCUGGGGCUUAUCCUGCAGGACCUCACCUUUGUUCACCUGGGGAACCCAGACUAUAUUGAUGGGAAGGUGAAUUUUUCCAAACGGUGGCAGCAGUUCAACAUUCUGGACAGCAUGCGGUGCUUCCAGCAAGCGCACUACGAUAUCCGAAGAAAUGAUGACAUCAUAAACUUCUUCAAUGACUUCAGCGACCACCUGGCGGAGGAGGCCCUGUGGGAACUUUCUCUGAAAAUCAAACCUAGGAACAUAACAAGGAGAAAAACAGACCGGGAGGAGAAGACCUAGAAGUAGGUGCCGUGAGUGAGGAGAACGCUCGAGAGAGGCUCCGAGGGCGGCUCCGAGACCGGGAGGGACUUUGGACCUGUCCUCAGGCAGGCUGCACGUGUCCCGGGCCCAGCCAGCCCUCCGCCGUGCGGGGCAGGAGCCCCAGUAGCUUCCUGCUGCCCUCCGCCGUGGGAGCGGACACCAGGCCCACCGUGGAGCCAGCAGGCAGGUCUCGUUCCUGAUUUGUGAACCCGUGGUUUGGUUUUGGUUUUGGUUCCUGCUUUCACUUUGUAUUCCUCUCUCCUCCCCCCUCCCACUCGGGAAUAGCACAGGGAGAUGGGCAGACCAAGGCACAGUGGGACACUCUUCAUCCCUCCCUACAUUCUAGGGUCCUGAACCUGCUGAAAUGACAAGGGUGGAGGACCCUGAAAGGUGGGGGGCUGUACCCUGGGGACCUGGAAGCAAGGGGACUUCCAGUCGGGUGGGCAGAAAGCAGAGAAGACCGGGGAGGCUCCUUUUACUUUCCCUGCCCUGCUUUUUAAAUGCAAGAUGGUGUGAGCUUUUGAGGUGACCCAGAGAGGUUCACCAGGUGGCCUUUCAGUAGGCCUGGGGCUGGCGCUCCCGUCACAGUACUGGCCCCAGAACCGUCCUCUUCCCAUCCCUUCAUCUCCCCGACCACCUGGCGCUUUGGGGAGCUGGGAAGAAGAUGGAGCAAGGGAGGACGUAGGUGUACCUGAGCCGGGGCCAGGAGUUCCGGGGUGAGUGAAGUUGGAGAGUGGAGGGGCCUUUCUGUCCUGGGGAAGGCCGGCAGACCCCUCUUCUGUCGUUUGCUGUGUGCCUUAAACUCCAUCUCCUGUCCCCCCGCCCCCAUGGGCUCCCCUCCUACCCUGCUCCAUCCUGGUGGCGCCAGGGGGGUGCUCCUCCACCCUUUCCACCAGUGCGCAGUAAGCUCUGCCCGGGGAAGGACAGGAGGUCCCUGACGGAUGGGGGCGCCUGCUGAGGCUGAGCGGCCCCGGCUCCUACCCUGCGGCGCACUUGCUCUCUCCACCUUCCUUGUUGGACACAGCGCUCGCUGGUGAGGUGGGCUGUCGGAGGCAGGUGUGCAGGGAGGUCCUGCACACGGGCCAGGCCGCUGCCCCCACACCCCUUGGGUGCUGGUUUGCGUGACUGAGUGCUUGCUUCUCCUGGGCUUGGGACUUGGUCAAGCAAAUGCCAGGAUCGAACUUCUUAAACAACCAUGUCACUUUGAGUCCUUCCUGAGUUUUGAGCAGCUUUCUCCGCUCUUGUUUUGGGGUCCUGGACAUAGAGGGGAGGACACCCGUGAACUGCCAGUGGGGUCCCCUCGUGUAGCGGGCUGGCCGCUGCAGGCCAAACGUGUCACUUUCUUAUUUAAAGCGUGUGGUCUUUGUUCUUCAGCAGUGUGGGGUGGGCUUGGUGCCCACUUUGAGUCCCCUCACUGCGGUCUUGUCUCCCUUCCUGUCUUGCCCCCCGCCUGGCCCAGCUCUGCUGGAUGCUGCUGCGUGCGGGGGGCCACCAUGGCCCCAGUACUAACACGAAGUCUCCGCCUCACGCACCCGUCAGCAGAUGGGGGGGGCUUUACUUGCCCUCCCCUCUCCUCUGGGAGCCCUGCCAGGUGGAGGGAGCAGUGUUGGGGGGAUGGGGAGCCCGUGGGUCAGGGUAGCCCCUGCGUGAGAACCGCAGGGGCCGUGGGUGUUUAACUUAUUGGCUGACAUCCUUAAGACAUCCUCCCGGCUCUGGGAGUUGCCCCACCCUGUGCCAGCCCCGCAGCCGGGCUGUGAUUGGUCUUGGGGACCAGGACCGGGUGUCCCUGCAGGUGGGGCUGGAGCCAGGGAAGGGUGGGCACGCGCCAGGUCAGAAGGAACCCAACUCUUCAGAAGCGCCUCCCUCAUGCCUCACCCCGUUACGUUGUAAUAUAUAUAUAUCCCCACUAACCUGGCUGAUAGUGGCAUCUUCCUGCAGACAUUUCAAACCUGUAUUUUAUAUGAAAGGAAAAUAAACACAAUGAAAGCUGCGUCCAAGUGACAAUCCGAGCUGCCCCUGCACACGUCCCAGUUCCCACAGCCGUGUGCCACUGUUGGGGCCAUUUGGGGAGGGUGGGACAGAGUCCACCGGCCCGUCUGGAAUUUUCCCUCCUCACUCUUGUGCUCUGUAAGUGGAUUAAUGCAGAAGUCCUUCGCUGCCCUCCCCCUUCCCCAGCGUGCUGGUAAAACUGAAAUUUCUAGGGUGGAAUUCAGGGGGCAGAGAGGUACCUGGAGCGACUUUUCAGAGCCCCUAAAGCAGGGUCUUUGAAAGCACACCUUCUGUAAGAUUCCACCCCCCCCACCCCCAAGGCAACACGCACGGGCUCGGCAAUGGCCCCAUAGGGUCCGGUCUUUUCUCUGUCUGACGUGGGCUACCUCUCCUCCACUCAUGAUGAGCCGUGGACUUAAUCCCAGCCUGUGUGUCAUCCCCUUCAGUGUCCUGCUCAUCUCCCAGCAUCCAAGAGAGAAGCAGUCAGCUGCUGAGUCCUCUACUCCCCACCAAUACCAAGAACCAGCCUGGUCUGGCCCUAACCUCCCUGCAGGUGACUAGGAGGUCCCAGGCCAAGUGCGGACAUCUGGGCUGAGCCUGCCACCCCCAGAGGGGACUAGGAACCUGCAUGCUUAACCCAGCAACUCAGGAGGCUCAGAUGACCUCAAAUCCAUGUCCAGCCAUGGGUGGUGCAGGGCCAGUCUUCUGAGGGUGUGAUGGCCCCACCCGGUUCCCUCCAGCAGGGUGAGAGGCAGAGCCUGCACAUUCAUUUAAACCAUCACUCACUAAUUUGUUUCAUUCACUAGGGGUACAUGAUUUAGGAACCUGGUCAGGCAGGGUUUGGGUCAUUCUAGUCCUGCAUUUGCUGGGGACGCACUGGAGGAACUUCUAAUAAGGGCUCUGGUCCUGGUUCUGCAGCUGAUAGGUAAGUGGCCCCCGCUCUGUUUCCCAGUUUUUCCAGCUGCGGGUGGGGGUAAUAACAGCUUCUACCUCACAGGUCUGUGAAGGCUCAGGGAGUUAAUACCUAGAACAGGGUCUGGCAAGAUUAUUUAUAUGCACAUACACACAGAUCCUGGGUCUCAAGCAGUCUGCAGACCACUUUACUUCAUUCACUCCUCUUAACCAAAAAUCCCCCCACCCCAGCCCCGUGAACUAUCACAGCCAUGGUAAGUGCUACAGAGAAGAGGUACUUGGUUUACGUCAAGUCCAGAUAGGCUUACCAGCAAGUUGUCCUGAACAAGUAGCUUCAGUCUUACACGCACGCCCCUGAGAACAAAAGGGGAAACACCUCGCAACUCGUCUUGAGUAGAAUAGUCUUGACAUCAAACCCAGACAACAGUCCAAGAAAAAUUACAGGCAAAUACUUGCACAAAAUUUCUAAAAUAAUCUUAGCAACCCCAAACCAGCAGCAUAUAAAAAUCAGUACUCCCUGGCUACGCUGGGCUUACUCACAAAUGCAAGGAUGGAAUGUCAGUAAGCUGGUGAACGUUCUAGAUUUCUUAUGCUCAACAGCUUAUUUGGGUGCCCACAUCCAGAGCACCUCUCCUUCCUGGGCACAGGGGAAACUCUGCUUCCCAGCCCCCUGCAGGGAGGUCCAUGAGGAGCCAGACACAUGUCACUUGGGCCUGGGAACUCAGCAAGUGUGCCACCUUCAUGCUCACUCUUUCCCCACCAUGACACACUUACUUAGAUGGCAGAGUUCCAAGUGGAGGGAGACCAGACAGGGACCACCCCCAGUGUCCUACACUAGACUAUACAUGAAUAGAAAAUGAACUUGUGCAAACUAACCUACUGAGAUUUCAGGGUUUAUAAAUUUUCACAACAUGGCCUAACUGCUCCUGAAUGCACCAUAUUAACAAAUUAAAGGAAGAACACCAUAUAAUCACCUCAGUCGUCAGAAAGGCCUUUGUUAGAAGUGCAACACCAAUAAUUUUUGUUCAAAACUCUUAGAAAUCAAAAACUUUCUUAAUCUGGUAAAAAUCUUCCAAAAAUCUUAUGCAAACGUUAUACUUAACGUUAAAAUACUCAGAGCAUUUCCUUUAAAAUCAACAAGUUAAGGAUCCUACUUGUACUGGAGACUCUAGCCAUGUGGCAGGAAAAGAAAAAAAAAAUGAGAUCACUAAGAAAAUCUCCUGGGCUGCCUGGCUGGCUCAGACAGUAGAGCAUAAGACUCUUCAUCGCAGGGUUAUGGCUGCAAGCCCCAUGUUGGGCAUAGAGCCUACUUCUAAAAAAAAAUGAAAUUUACGGGUGCCUGGGUGGCUUAGUCAGUUAAGCAUUCGACUCUUGAUUUUGGUUCAGGUCAUGAUCUCAGGGUCGUGAGACUGAGCCUUUCAUUGGGCUCUGCACUGGGCAUGGAGCCUGCUUGGGAUUUUCUCUCUCUCUGUCUUCCCCCCAGCCCCACCCAACUUGUGCACUCUCUCUCUAAAAAAAAAAAAAGGGAAUCUUCGAAGGUAGGUAGCUGUAGAGUCAGAAAAAAAAGUUGAAUAUGUUCCGAUAAUACAAUCAACAAUUAAAAACCAAUUUUUUUUUAAAGAUUUUAUUUAUUAAUUUGACAGAGACACAGUGAGAGAGAGGGAACACAAGCAAGGGGAGCGGGAGAGGGAGAGAGUGAAGCAGGCUUCCCGCUGAGCAGGGAGCCCGAUGCGGGACUCGAUCCCAGGACACUGGGAUCAUGACCUGAGCCGAAGGCAGACGCUUAACGACUGAGCCACCCAGGCACCCUAAAAACCAAUUCUUUUUUUUUUUUUUUCCUAAAAACCAAUUCUUGAAGGCUCCCAUUUAUGCUGGCAUCACAAGUCUUAAGUGAAACCUUUAUCCUCCAAAAAAGAGGAUAUAGCAAUUUUCAAUACUUUUGUAUCAACAUAGGAACACCUUUAUACACAGCAAAUAUUAAUAGACCUAAAGGGGGGAAAGGACAGCAAUAGAAUAAUAAAGGAUUUAAGUAUGCCAUUCACAUCGACAGAUCAUCCAAACAGAAAACCAGUAAGGAACCAUCAGCCUUAAAGGACACAUUAGACUAGAAGGACUUGAUAGAACAUUCCAUCCAAAAGCAACAGAAUACACAUUCUCAAACGCACAUGGAACAUUCUCCAUGGAACAUAGAUGUUAGGCCACAAAACAAGUCUUAAUAUAAGAAGAUUGAAAUCCUAUCAAGCAUCUUUUCUAACCAGAAUAAUAUGAAACUAGAAAUCAGUUACAAAAAGAAAACUGGAAAAGCGUUAUGUGGAGAGUAAACAACAUGCAACUGAACCACCAAUUGGUCAAAGGAGAAAUCAGAAAAUACCUUGAACAGGGCGCCGGGGUGGCUCAGCUGGUUAAGUGACUGCCUUCAGCUCAGGUCAUGAUCCUGGAGUCCCAGGAUCGAGUCCGCGUCGGGCUCCCAGCUCAGCGGGGAGUCUGCUUCCUCUUACCCUCCUCCCUCUCAUGCUCUCUCUCUCCUGCUCUCUCUCUCUCAAAUAAAAUCUUGAAAAAAAAAUACCUUGAACAAAUGAAAAUGGAAAUAAUAUCAAACAUAUGGGGUGUAGCAAAAGCCGUUCUAAGGGGGAAGAUGAUAGGAAAAAACUAAAACAACCUGACUUACAAGCAACCUCAAGGAACUAGGAAGAGAGCAAAUAAAGCCCAAAGUUAGGAGAAGGAAGGAAAUAGCAAAGAUCAGAAAGAGAGACUAAAAAGACAAAACUGACAAACCUUUAGCUAGACUCCCCAAGAGAGUACUCAAUCAGAAAUGAAAAUGAUGUUACAACUAAAAAGGGGAGGGGAGGUGCACCUGGCUGGCUCAAUCAGUAAAGUAUGGGACUCUUGAUCUCAGGGUCAUGAGUUCAAGCCCCACAUUGGGCUUAGAGCUUACUUAAAAAAAAUUGAUGUUACAACAGAUACCACAGAAAUACAAAGGAUCGUAAAGAGACUAUUAUGAACAAUUAUAUGCCAAUAAUUUGACAAUCUAGAAGAGGUCAAUAAAUUCCUAGAAACAUACAACCUACCAAGACAGAAUCAUGAAAAUUUAAAGAAACUGAACAGACCAACUACUAGUAAGGAGACCGAAUCAGUUCUUCAAAAACCUCCCAACAAACACAAGUCCAGAACCACAUGGCUUCAUUGAUGAACUCUACCAAACAGUCAAAGAAUGAAUAGCAGUCUUCCUCCAACACCUCCAAAAAUAGAAGCAGAGGGAACACGCCCACACUCAGUUUACGAGGCCAUUACCCUGAUACCAAAACAAGACGAGGAGGCCACAAGAAGAGAAAAUCACAGGCCGGGGCGCACCUGCCUUCGGCUCGGGUCAUGGUCCCAGGGUCCUGGGAUCGAGCCCCGCAGCGGGGAGCCUGCUUCCUCUGCCUGCUUCUCCCCCUGCAUGUGUGUGCUCGCUCUCUGUCAAAUAAAUAAAAUCUUAAGAAAAAAGAAAAUCACAGGCCAGUGGCCCUGAUUCACACAAAUGCAAACAUCCUCAAUAAAUGAUAGCAAACCAAAUUCAACAAUACAUUAAAAGGAUCAUGCACCAUGACCCAAGUGGAAUGGGAUUCCAGGGAGCGUUCAACACACACACAAAUGUGAUACACUCACUACAUUAACAAAAUGAAGGAAAAAAUCACAGGAUCAUCCCAAUAGAUGCAGAAAAAGUGACAAAAGUCAACAUCGAUUUAUGAUAAAAACUCUUCAAUGAAGUGGGUAUAGAGGGAACACACCUCAAUAUAAGAAAGGCCACCAUAUAUGACAAGUCCACACCUAGGAUCAUUCUCACUGGUGAGAAGCUGAAAGCUUUUCCUCCAAGAUCAGGAACAAGUCGAGGAUGCCCACUCUCACCACUGUUACUCAACAUAUUACUGGAAGUCCUAGCCACAGCAAUUAGGCACCAAAAAGAAACAGAAGGCAUCCACAUUGAAAAGGAAGAAAUAAAACUCAUAAUUUGCAGAUGACAUGAUAUCAUAUAUAGAAAGCCUACCAAAAAACUUGAAUGAAUUCAGUGAAGUUACAGGAUACAAAAUCAGAGCCAAAAAUCCACUGCAUUUCUAGCCACUACUAAUGAACUGUGAGAAAAAGACAUUAAUAACACAUUUACAAUUGCAUCAAAAGAAAAUACCUAGGAAUAAAUUUAACCAAGAAGGUGAAAGAGACCUGUACUCUGAAAAUAAGACAAUAUUAAUAAAAGAAAUUGAAGACACAAAUAAAUGGAAAGCUACCCCAUGCUAAUGGGUGGGAAGAACACGUUAAAAUGUCCAUUCUACCAAAGCAGUGCACAGAUGCAGUGCAAUCUAUCAAAAUCCUAAUGGCAUUUUCCACGGAAAUAAAGUGAUCCUAAAAUUUGUACGGAACCACAAAAGACCCUGAAUAGCCAAAGCAAUCUUGAGAAAGAAGAAUAAAGCAUCACACUCCCUGAUUUCAUCCUGUAUGUCAGAGAGAUUGUAAUUUAUUUAUUUAAUUUAUUUAUUUUUAAAGAUUUUUCAACAGAGAGACACAGUGAGACGGAACACAAGCAGAGGGAGUGGGAGAGGGAGAAGCAGGCCUCCCGCCGAGCAGGGAGCCCAAUGCGGGACUUGAUCCCAGGACUCUGGGAUCAUGACCCAAGCCGAAGGCAGACACUUAACAACUGAGCUACCCAGGUGCCCCGAGAUUGUAAUUAAAAAAAAAAAAAAACACAGGUCAAUGAAACAAGGAGCCCAGAAAUAAACCCA